AAGGUAAACAGGAGAGGAGUCGCAGGAAAGUAAACAGGGGAUUCACAGAUCCCUGAAAGCGAAAGCAGAGGCUGGGAGUGUGCGCCCCAGUGAAGGCGCGGGACGAGGAGGCGUGGGGGUUCUCCUGCCGAGGAGACAGAGGGCAGCUUUGUGCGAGGCCACCAGCGCGCCCGCCUCCCGUCCCCGGGGUGCGCACCGUCCUGGGGAACAUGCCGGGGCUCCUCCUUCCCACGCUUCUCCUCGCUGCCCUGUCACAGUUCUGCAGGGCACAGGGCACGCCUGAAGGAAGGCCUGGAGAAGUCUCAGAAGUGCAUCAGCGGAAACAGUUUUGUCAUUGGCCCUGUAAAUGCCCUCAUCAGGAGCCCAGGUGCCCUCCUGGAGUGAGCUUUGUGAGGGAUGGCUGUGGAUGCUGUAAAAUCUGUGCCAAGCAACCAGGGGACAUCUGCAAUGAAGCUGACCUCUGCGACCCUCACAAAGGGCUGUACUGUGACUACUCAGCAGACAGGCCUAGGUACGAGACUGGAGUGUGUGCAUACCUCGUAGCAGUGGGAUGCGAGUUCAACAGUGUUCAUUACCAUAAUGGCCAGGUGUUUCAGCCCAAUCCCCUGUUCAGCUGCCUCUGUGUGAGUGGGGCCAUCGGAUGCACUCCUCUGUUCAUACCAAGGCUGGCUGACAGUCGCUGCUCUGGGGCUAAAGGUGGAAAGAAGUCUGAUCAAUCAAAGUGUGGCCUGGGACCAUUACAACAGCAGCCCUCAACAAGCUACAAAGCAAUGCCAGCUUAUAGGAAUCUCCCACUUAUUUGGAAAAGAAAAUGUCUUGUGCAAGCAACGAAGUGGACCCCUUGCUCCAGAACAUGUGGGAUGGGAAUAUCUAAUAGGGUAACGAAUGAAAAUGCCAAGUGUGAAAUGAGAAAAGAGAAAAGACUGUGUUAUAUUCAGCCUUGUGACACUAAUAUAUCAAAGACAGUAAAGAUCCCCAAAGGAAAAACGUGCCAACCUACCUUCCAGCUCUCCAAAGCUGAAAAAUUCAUCUUUUCUGGAUGCUCAAGCACUCGGAGCUAUAAACCCACUUUCUGUGGAAUUUGCUUGGAUAAGAGAUGUUGUGUCCCUAAUAAGUCUAAAAUGAUUACCGUUCAAUUUGAUUGCCCAAAUGAAGGGUCAUUUAAAUGGAAGAUGCUGUGGAUUACAUCUUGUGUAUGUCAGAGAAGCUGCAGAGAUCCAGGAGAUAUAUUUUCUGAGCUUAAGAUCCUAUAAAACCAAGUGCUUAAGGGAAAAGUUAAGGUUAGUCAAUCAUGUCGUUACAUCAAAAAAUUAAAAUGGUUUUAAAAGGGUGGCAAAUCUGCCUUAUUGAUUUAAAACAGUAAGAAUGCCUAGCUAUUCUCAGAUGAUUGUAUUUCAGGCAUUAGAAGCUUUUAAAAGGUUCUCCUAAAAAUAGUGUAAAACUUGAAAACCUUAAAAUUGAACUCUUACUUUAAAAUUAUCUUAUAAUUUAUGUGAUACACAGAUAUUUGGUUCCAUCUACGUUUUCCAUAUAUAAUGGAAAAUUAUACAAUUUAUAAGAAAACAUUUUAUUGUAAAAUAAUUUGGAAUACUUUGUUGAAGAUGUGUAAAAAGCAUAUUAAAAUUUUAAAACUUUAUCUAUAAUUUGACAGUCUAGCCUAGGUUCCCAUCAGAAGAUAAUCAUUAUAGGGUGAGAAGAUUCUAGAUUAAGUCUUAAAAAUAGGACUAAGAUUAAACCAUAAAUAUAUUUAUAAUUUCCCUUGCCCUUUCCUCAAUAUGAGUUUAUUAAGAUUUCUUUUAGAAGGAGAAAACAGAACUUCUUUGGCCACUGUUGACAACUGUAAUCUAAAAGUUUUUAUACCAAAUAUUGUAAAAAAUUAAAUUUCUAAGAUAAAGACCAAGAACAGUAUCCUUACUUUGAAAAGGAAAGAAACUUAAAAAACAUAAUACUAGAGAAAGCACACAGCAGAUUAUUUUGGCUUGAAAAUAAACUCUUCCUAAAAAUUACUCCCUUAAGUGAUCAAUCCACACAUGGAUUUGAAAUAUAAAUUAUGACUAAAGAUAAAUUAAUGUUAAAGACAAACUGGAGAUCAUUGUAACUGUAACACUUUCACUAGACUGUUAUAGCCAUUGACUCAAAGCUUGGAAGGAGAUAUCAACCUCAGUAACGAUCUGUUGGCUUGUAUAAAUGGGGAUCAGCACAAUGACAAAGAGCAUUGUUUGAAAAUACUGGUAUUUAUUAUUAUAAGUUAACUGCUUUCAUAAAAAAGCAUUAUAUUUAAAAAUAAUUUAGUACAAAAGACAUGUUAAAAUAAAUGUAAAGUGUGAUUCUUUUGAGUGCAAACAAGUGGUUACACAAAGAAGAAAGAACACCUCCUUAAUAGUUAACAAUUAACUUAAUAACCAUCCCUGAAGUUAGUGGAUAUUACACAGAAAUAUUUAUAAUGUGUUCUUAUAUUCUCUGUAUUUACUUUUAAAGAAUCAUGAGAAUUUAAAUAGAAUAUGAAAACAUAAAUUAUAAAUAAAUAUAAAAAUAUAUCUGUACAAGAUUUUUAUUGAAGACAUGAUUAUCAUUGUAUAAAUAAAUGCCUAAACAUGAGACUAUAAAUAAAAUAAAAUGUUGAAGAA
Molecule: messenger RNA, 2627 nt
Organism: Equus caballus (horse)
Lineage: Eukaryota; Metazoa; Chordata; Mammalia; Perissodactyla; Equidae
Gene: CCN6
Product: cellular communication network factor 6
Biological process (GO): signal transduction; cell adhesion
Cellular component (GO): extracellular region; extracellular matrix
Molecular function (GO): integrin binding; heparin binding
Source: RefSeq, a predicted model, not a curated record